This is a messenger RNA of Sphaerulina musiva SO2202, 3867 nucleotides long. RefSeq lists its product as uncharacterized. Gene Ontology annotation, cellular component: nucleolus. Lineage: Eukaryota; Fungi; Ascomycota; Dothideomycetes; Mycosphaerellales; Mycosphaerellaceae. The record is from RefSeq and is a predicted model, not a curated record. The transcript has a single exon. The coding region runs from base 1 to 3867 and encodes 1288 amino acids. Gene Ontology annotation, biological process: ribosome biogenesis.
AUGGGUGGAACGGCACUGCACGAUGCGACGUCUCUGGCGCGGCUCAAGGCUCUGGACAGCCUGUCAACUGUCGAUGUCCAGCUGCAAGAAGCUCAGAAGUUAUGCAACCACAGUGCCCGAGCAGAGAUGCUGCUUCGCUGGCUGGUGACAAGAUUGAAGCUAUCCUCACCUACACGAUUACAUUCCGGAUCCUGGAAUCUUUUUGCGUCUUGCGUUCGCCUGCUGCCAGUUCAGAGGAUUGCAGCGAUUCUGGGUAGUGGUGCCUUGCACGAAGUCCUGCAGACCACUUGCGCUGAACAAAGCAUACCGAAGGACACUUUGUCAGCCAUCUGGCACUCAUGGGAGCUGCUGCACGUGAUGAGCCUGGCGCCCGCUGGCGCUGCUGUUAUGGCUUUGCUGCGAGUGGAUGGAGUUUUGGCCGCAGAGAUUUGCGGACAUUGGUUCGAGCACGUAUAUCGAGUUUUACAAGAGGACGAUGCUGCUGCGACAGCUGCUGUGGAUCGCUUGCUUCUCAAUCUUGGAGUCCAGCUAUGGACCGCUCGUAAACGCUCCUCGUCAGACGAUACAGCCUUCAGCUCCAAAGCUGUGGUCUCAGCAUGUCGUAUUUUGGUAUUGCUCGGAAAGGACGAUGAGCGUACUGCAACGAAGCGCAAACGAGCUACAUGUGCUCUAGAGCCUACGCAAGAUUAUAUGCAUGCGCUCGAAUCACUGGUAGCCAAGCAUACAGUACUGCCAGCUCGAGCAUCAUUCUUAGCCACGAGGCAGCAAGAAGCCGGACACAGGAAGCAGCCCCCGAAGACUGGACAGCAGCUAGCAGGAGUUUUUGAUGCUCUGAAGACGAGCAUGCAGGAUGCGCAUGAGGUGGUGCCCGUCGUUCUGGAUAUUGCCCUGAGGGCUGUUUCAAUGCCGACGCCGGGGCAACGGAAUAGAGAACUCCCGUGGAUCGAGACUAUGUUCGAAGCUUUAUCUGAGCAUCUCAAUCUUGAAGACUAUGGCCAGCACGAUGAGGCAAUUACGGCCAUGUUACACUGUCUCGCCGAAAACAAAGUCACCUUGUCAUCUCAAAAGCUAUGCGGCUUAGUCAAAAUUGCUCUCGUUGCAUCGGAGGCCACCCGUGGUGUCAGCUGGCGGAUAAUUGCAGAGAUUGUGUCUCUCAACUCUGGAAUAUUCACCGACGUAGCCAUUGCAGCUGAGCUGUUCGCAGCUAUCGGGGCUAGACAGAUGUCUACAACAGCAAACGACUCCAUUGUGAAAGAUCGCAUAAUCGUGCAGAUCAUUGAUGCGUUCUUUCAAAAACAGCAGACGAAGGAUUUCCUGGCCUUGUGGCACCUCCAGCUCCAAAGCAAUGUCGACAACCAGGCCGCUGAAGUAUGGUUAGCUGUCGUGCCCGAUGUCGUGGAUGCGAUAUCAUCACUUCUGGAUGCAGACAUCGCUCUUUCAGCUUUGACUGAACAUUUUGUACUUCUCCAACAACUGGCUGUUCGAGAGGAGCGUGACAUCAUCCAGGACGACACUCGCAGAAGAUUGCGAGCCGACCUGGUGGUGCUCCGCACGGUCUUUCAGGGGCUGCGUAACGGUGGCCGAGUCGAUGAACACCUCGAGAGGUCGCUAGCGACUCUGAGGUCGCUGGAUACCUCUCACUUACACGUUGAUUGCCGUCGAGAAUUAUGGCAGUUCUUUACUGUAGUGUUCGAGCAAUGGCUCCCCUCGUGGGUGAAUGCACAAUCUGAUCAUGCUGCGGUUGCAGCAUAUCUCACUGGACUGGUCAAGAGCGACAUCCUUGCCAUGGCAAUGAAGGAUGCUCAAAGUGCAUCAUGCGCAACUUCGGCAGCGCAGGUUCUCCUUGGAUGUGUGCACAGUAUGGGGCAGCCAUACAUCUCCGACGGCAAACGUGCGGCUCUACGGCCUCAAGUCGUUGAGAUGUUGUGCGCGCAGCCUCAGAGCGGUCUGUCCGUUCUGGCCGAGUACCCCAAGCUCCUUGUAGGAUUGCCGUCAGCGUCCGCUGAUCAGGUCUUGAAGACAGCAGUAUCCCAUCGCGCUCACGAUGGCUACUCUGAUGAAACCAUACGAAAUGCCGACAGCGUCAUUCCGCGGGUCCUCGCAAACAUCAUGUCGGCUGUGAAACACAAGGGAGAUAUGGACAAGUGGCUAGCUACGUUGAACGUCUCACAGUACGCGUUACUAGUACCAGCUGCCCUGAGUAUGCAUGAGCGCGGUAUAGUCCUCAACAGGCUCCUCACUCAGAAAUCUGAUUGCCCGUCCGCUGGGUCUCUCGAGCAGCUUUCGGCACUUGUCCUUUCUUGGCUCAUGUACCCUGUGGAGGAUUCGCAAUUGCUCAACUUAGCGCCGACUUUGUUUAACCUGGCGUUCCUGUGGGCACCACGUACCGAGCCCACUGAACCAUCUGCGAGUCUCCAACAUCUCCCUUCCAUUGUGCGGGCGCUUUUCCGCCAUUUGUCCUCUGCCAAAGCUCAGCAUCAACGAAAGGAGCUUUCACGAGCUGCAACCGAGCACAUCAGGACCUGGGAGGCUGGUACUGGUGGCGUAACCAAUACCUUUGCUUCGGACGCCCUAAUUUUGUUGGUCUGCACGACAAUCGCUUGUUUUGAAGAGUCGAACAGCAGCGAGAGUGAGCCGCACGCCCAUCACGACAAGAAAGUACUGCGGGCGUUGGUCGAACACCUCGUCACUCAAUUCGAGGGCACGCAAGCAGAUCUAGCAAGGCGCAAGAGUGGGCUGUCACCCAUCAACUACUCUGCUGCUGGCGAUGGCCUUCUCAUCCUUCCCGAAUCAGUGUGGAAACUGGUCGGAUCUAAAAGAAAGACUUUUAUUGGUAGACUCGUCAAGGCUGCGAAAGACAUUUUACUGUCGGACAACUCAUCUUCGGCUGUGCUCAAAUCGACCAGUUUCAAACUGCUCUGCAGAUAUGAUGCUGGUUCUGACUUGACCGAGACCGCGGCUCAGAUCUUAUCAAGGAGCGGUACCGCCAAAGAUGAAAGACUCGUGCUCCGUUGGUUCGAAGAAUCGCUGGGCACUGAAGUAAGCGGCGAUGCAAUUGCCAACAUCAUUCGCUCCGGACCGCCCAAGUCCUUGGCUGUGGCGCAGCUGAAUGGAUGCAUGAUCAAGAAAUGGGCAAAAUCGUCCGUGGAAACGCCAGCAACCUUCUCUGCGAACGAUGUAUGGCAUUAUCUGCUACGUACAUUGUCAGAAACGGAUAAUGGUGGCAUUCAAAGUGAGGCCUUGUCACUCAUAGAGACUCUUGCUGCGCAAAAAAAGCACAUUGUCAGCCAGUAUGGCCUCGAGCAGAGCUUGAACGCCAUGCACCAAGUGAUGUCCCGAAGCAGCCAGGCCGAGGAGGCGUUUUCCGGAGUUUGCCAAGUGCUGAAAGUCAUCUUGAACCAAUACCGUACGCAACUACAAGGUCGCUUCCACCUUGUCACCGCGCUCUUCCAAACGCUCCUAACCAGCCUUUUGGACGAAACCUCAGCUACUGCUGCCCCCUUACAGAUCCGCCAACGCCACGCAAAAAAUGUCGCCCACCUCUUGGAGAUGUUCUGCAAACCAGUCUGGGUCCGAAACACAGCAACAACGAACCUCGUCGACCAUUCGCGCGAGACCCAAAAGUACGCGGGCCAAUUCGUGCACUAUAUCCUGCAUCACUAUUGCUCUCAAGUCCUCGCUUCCAAUCCUGCCGAGACGAUUCGAGUCGCCAUCCGACCGGGCAUUUUUGCCAUUUGCGAAGCCAUGGAGGCUCAUGACGAGGCGAGAAUGAGAUCUUUGAGCGCUGCGAUGAACGCGAAUGAGAGAGCUAUCUUAAGGAUUGUGGUGAGUGAUUGGAGACAGUUUGGAAAAUGGGAGGGGAAGUGA